Molecule: messenger RNA, 1739 nt
Organism: Dreissena polymorpha
Lineage: Eukaryota; Metazoa; Mollusca; Bivalvia; Myida; Dreissenidae
Product: protein NATD1-like
Exons: 4
Coding region: 155-562 (135 amino acids)
Source: RefSeq, a predicted model, not a curated record
CGUCAGUAUGAAAAAUGCAAACUUGAAGCAAUUAGUUUUUCGAUAAGGCUGUUUGAAGAAUUUUAUUUUGGAUCGAAUCACUACAAAGCGGCUUGUAUCGCUGUUCUUCUGGAGUAAAAAAAAUCUUAAAAAACUUGUCAGCUUCCAUCUGCCUAUGAUUUUGAGGCGUUUUAUUCGGGUUGCCCAGUCUGUUGUACCUAGAUCAGGAUUACUGCAAACUGAGACCUGCCUUUGUUCUACCAUGUCAAAAAAACCUGGCGUCAGUGCAAAAGAUGUUGUACAUGAUUCAGAAAACAACGAGUUUUAUAUUCAGCUUAAUGAAGGGGGCAUAGAAGGAAAGGCAUAUCUGCAGUACAGUUUCAUCAAGCCUGAUUAUGUAGAUCUGCAACACACAGUGGUCCCAGCAGAGUUCCAAAACAGGGGAAUUGCUAAGGUUCUAGCUCAGACGGUGUUUGACCAUUUUGUAUCCAAGGGCAUGUCCAUAAGACCUACCUGCAGUUACCUUCAGAAGUUUUACAACGAUAAUCCACUACCCGAGUAUCAGGCCAAAGUGAGACUAUGAUUGGCCGAGUGGUUUACAUUUAUCAAAUAACGACUAUCGUACCAACAUGAAAGGAUUUUGCUUAUGAGGAUUAAUUGUAUUGAAAAUUGAUAUCCUCGCACUGCAGGCAAUAUAAACUUGACAUGACACCACCUGUAUAUUCCUCUUGAUAUAUGUAGCAGAAUUACACUACGAUCAUGUGGAUGUAUUUGAAUACAAUAUAAAGUGCUCAUAAUUUUGUCAGUAACUGACAACUGCUGUGCUAAUCACAGAGGGAAAAUUGCCUUAGAAAUAAUUUUAAUACACAAUUUUUAGGACUUGGUUGAAAAAAUAUUCGAAAACCCUAAGCACUUUAUGUAUGCUAUCAUAGAUCAUGAGUAUCGGGUUGAUAAUUCAAGCUUUAGCUGGUGUAGACUGUAUUGGACUUGCCAGUAUGAUGAAAUUGUGUCUUAUGCCAUGUGUGUCCAGAGUAGUUCUAGAACAGACUCGGCCAUUGCACAUUAUAGUCAGGGGCUAACCUGUAAGUUAUUAAGUCACACAUAGUUACAUGGUCUCAUUAGGGGACAGGGUAGGUCCUGAUCAGACUGCGCAGGCUGGUCUGGAGCUAGGCGGGGCACAUAUGGCAAAAUUCAGUUAUACUUAAAUUUAUUUCUUCAUUUUUAGCUCGGCUGUUUUCGGAGAAAACCCUAGGUAUUGUCAUAGCCAGUUCGCCGUCAGCCGUAGGCGUCGUGCUAAAACCUUAACAUUGGCUCUAAAAUCAGAGUGCUUCCACCUACAACUUUGAAACUUCAUAUGUAGAUGCACCUUGAUGAGUUUUACACGCCACACCCAUUUUUGGGUCACUAGGUCAAAGGUCACUGUGACCUCUAAUAUAAAACUUUAACAUAGGCUCUAAAGUCAAAGUGCUUACACCUACAACUUUGAAACUUCAUAUGUACAUGCACCUUGAUGAGUUCUACACGCCGCACCCAUUUUUGGGUCACUAGGUCAAAGGUCAAGGUCUCUGUGACCUCUAAAAAAAAAAAUCUGACAAGCUUUCGCAGCCAAGCGUGGCACCCGUUAUGGGGUGCUCUUGUAAUUCCUUUAAUGUAUAACUUCUUUUUUUAUUGAUAAAAUUGUUUAUUGUAGCAUUAAAUUGUCUUGUUAUUUGUUAUAUAUUCAUAUUUAACAACUACAAAACCACUUUUCAGUUGGUUGA